AUGAUGGUCGCCAUGGCGACCCCGAAGCGGCAUGUGUGCCUCGUCGCAAUGUUGGUCGUUCUCGCGGCAGUGCUGUCCUGCCACCUUAACAGAGUCGCUAGCGUCGUCAUGCAGGCCGAUCAAGCUGCGGCCCUGCUGAACAUCAAGUCGGCCAUGCGGGCUCACCAACACCACGUGGGCCCAAAAGCACCACGUGGGGCCAACAACACCACCGGCGGCCCUGCUGAACAUAAAGGCGGCCAUGCGACUCACCUACACCACGUGGACCGCCACAAAAUGUGUCCUUCCUUGUUCCCCUCUUCCACCUCCGCUCCCCCUUGUCUGCCGUUCCCCAUCCGCCCAUCAGCGACGGCCCUGCUGAACAUCAAGGCGGCCAUGGGACUCACCUACACCACGUGGGUCGCCACCAAACCGUGCACUCUUAAUGGCGCCACUGCAGCCGCCGGCGAGUGGGAGCGCGUGACGUGCUCCGCUGACGGCCUCGCCUACUCCAUGUGGAUGCCAUGGAACUUCCUGGAUGGCAGCCUCUCAGACUAUCUCAAAUUCUUCUCCACGCUCACCAACUUGAAUCAACUGGCCAUGCAGUACAUGUUCUUCUCGGGGUCAUUCCCCAGCGUGCUCACCACUCUGCCCAGCCUCACCAGUCUGUCGCUGCGCUUCAACUACCUCACGGGCUCGCUCCCAUCAACCAUCACAAAGAUCAAGUCGCUGGACAUCAAUCAGAACUACUUUGUUGGCUCUAUUCCCUCAGGCACCUGGUCCUACUGCGAUGCCACCAAUAACUGCCUCACCGGUGCUGGAAACUGCCAGAAUUACUACCAGAGGUCCUCGUGUGCUAUUUGCGGCAGCACUGCCGGGACCGGCACGUUGUGCGCAGCGGGGCAAUCUUGUAUGCCGAGCGCUGACGCCAAGAUAGCAGCCGGCCAGAACAAUUAUGGAGGAGAAGUGGCUCUGUCGUGCGUUUACACGCCCAUCACCAUGAACCUCGCUGACGCUGCUGCCAUGCUGAACGUCAAGGCCUCGCUGGGAGUGACGUACACCACUUGGGCCGCCACCACACCGUGCCGCUUUGAUCAAUCCACCGUGGCCCUUGCAAAUGAGUGGACUGGCGUCCGCUGCACGGACACUGGCAAGGUGUCUGACAUAGUUGUGAACAACGCAAACCUCAAGGGCUCGCUUCCUUCCGAUCUCGCCUCGCUCACAGCUCUCACCAACAUCGGCGCUCCCGGCAACUACCUCAUAGGAACCGUGCCGCCGCUCGGCCCUCUGCUGCUCGUAUUGGACCUCAACUUCAACUUUAUCUCCGACCUCCCAUCCGCGGCCUACACGUGGUGCGGAGGCAAUCUCAACUGCCUCGUCACGCCCUCCAAGUGCACCACCGGCGGCACGGUUCAGCGGGUUGCGGCGGAUUGUGCCUUCUGCGGCACCACCAACGGCGCACCUCCGUUCUGCUGGGGAGCGGGAGGGGUGUGCACGCCUGACGCGGCCGCAGCCGUGGCUGCCAGCACUACGAACCCGAAUUCGCAGCCCACGCUCCCCAGGGCGUGCGUGGGCGGGCCGGUUGUGGCCUUGAAAGACACCACAGGGCGUCCCCCAACCGCCUGCUUCCCGCCUUGCUGGCCCAUCCCCUGCGUGCGCCUCAUCCCUCCUCCAUCCCCCGCGUGCCCCGCACCAGCCAUGCUCGCCCUCAAGGCCUCGCUGGGUGUCACCCUCACCACGUGGGCGGCCACUGUGCCGUGCCAACUUGCGGGGCAGACCACCACGGCUGCAGUGUGGAGUGGCGUGCUGUGUGACAGCACUGGGAGGGUCGUGAGCAUGGCUGUGGCUAACUCGAAGCUCAAGGGAUCACUUGCUUCGGACAUCUCCACGCUCACAGCCCUCACUUACCUCAACCUGCAGGGCAAUCUCCUCAGCUACCGCAUCGACUCCUUCACCACCAACCUCCGAGCCUUGCCAGUGCUGGCCGACAUCGGUGCGGUCUACAACUACUUCAUCGGCACUGUGCCAGCGCUCGCCUCUGGGCUGCUCACUCUGGACGUGCGCGGCAACUUCCUCACAGACGUGCCCACAGCCAGCUACACGUGGUGCGGGGGCGCGGGCAACUGCCUGCUGACGCCCUCCAAGUGCACCAGCGGAGGCUCCGCCCAGAGGCCUGCAGCGGAUUGUGCCUUCUGCGGCACCACCAACGGCGUGAGGCCCUUCUGUGCGGCGGGAGGGGUGUGCACAGUGGACUCGGGUUCAGCCGUCAAUACCGGCGCUGUGAACUUGCCGACGCAGCCCGUGCUGCCCAUGGCGUGUGUGGGCGGCCCUCUCUACAUGAAUGCGGGAGAUGGUGAGUGGGUACUGUUUGAGAGGUCCCAUCGAGGUCCCAUCGGUGAGUACUGUUUGAGAGGUCCCAUCGCGUCGGCCCUGCUGAACAUCAAGUCGGCCAUGGGACUCACCUACACCUCGUGGGCCGCCACCAAUCCGUGCACGCUUGAAGGCGCCGCUGGCAAAGCGGGCGAGUGGGAGCGUGUAACCUGCACCCCUUUCGGCCGCGCUUACGUGCUCGCGCGCGCGCGCACGUACGCAUGUGUGUGUGAGCAUGUGUGCAGAAACCUGGACUCUGCAGGGCUCGUGCGCAAGAGCUUCCCAUCAGACAUCUCCAAGCUCACGGGGCUUGGUGUAGUGUGGAUGCCAUGGAACUUCCUGGAUGGCAGCCUCGCAGACUACCUCACAUACUUCUCCACGCUCACCAACCUGAAUCAACUGGCCAUGCAAUACAUGUUUUUCUCCGGGACAUUCCCCAGUGUGCUCACCACUCUACCUCUCCUCACCAGUCUGGCACUCCGCUUCAACUACCUUACGGGCUUGCUCCCAACAAGCAUCACAAAGAUCAAGUCGCUGGACCUCUAUCAGAACUACUUCGUCGGCUCCAUUCCCUCAGGCACCUGGUCCUACUGCAACGCCGCAAACAACUGCCUGGGCAGCGUGGGGGCCAACUGCCAGAAUGCCUUCCAGAGGUCCUCCUGUGCUAUCUGCGGCAGCACUGCCGGGACCGGCACGCUGUGCGCAGCGGGGCAAUCUUGUAUGCCGAGCGCUGAUGCCAAGAUUGCAGCGAAGCAGAACAACUACGGAGGCGAGGUGGCUCUGUCGUGCGUUUACACGCCCAUCACCAUGAACCCCGCUGACGGUCUGUGCUGCCUCCCUUCCUACUCGUUCGUUCCCAAUUUGGAACACGCUCGCUUUCUGCCCCUUGUCUGUCCUACCUGCGCGCAUCACUUCUGUGUCCCUCCACACUCCUGUGUGCCACGUCACACUCCUGUGUGCCCCGUCACACUCCUUGCCGUGCACCCUCACUUGUCACCCCCUGCAGCUGCUGCCAUGCUGAACGUCAAGGCCUCGCUGGGAGUGACGUACACCACUUGGGCCGCCACCACACCGUGCCGCUUUGAUCAAUCCACCGUGGCCCUUGCAAAUGAGUGGACUGGCGUCCGCUGCACGGACACUGGCAAGGUGUCUGACAUAGUUGUGAACAACGCAAACCUCAAGGGCUCGCUUCCUUCCGAUCUCGCCUCGCUCACAGCUCUCACCAACAUCGGCGCUCCCGGCAACUACCUCAUAGGAACCGUGCCGCCGCUCGGCCCUCUACUGCUCGUAUUGGACCUCAACUUCAACUUUAUCUCCGACCUCCCAUCCGCGGCCUACACGUGGUGCGGAGGCAAUCUCAACUGCCUCGUCACGCCCUCCAAGUGCACCACCGGCGGCACGGUUCAGCGGGUUGCGGCAGAUUGUGCCUUCUGCGGCACCACCAACGGCGCACCUCCGUUCUGCUGGGGAGCGGGAGGGGUGUGCACGCCUGACGCGGCCGCAGCCGUGGCUGCCGGUACUAUGAACCCGAAUUCGCAGCCCGCGCUCCCCAGGGCGUGCGUGGGCGGGCCGGUUGUGGCCUUGAAAGACACCACAGCCAUGCUCGCCCUCAAGGCCUCGCUGGGUGUCACCCUCACCACGUGGGCGGCCACUGUGCCGUGCCAACUUGCGGGGCAGACCACCACGGCUGCAGUGUGGAGUGGCGUGCUGUGUGACAGCACUGGGAGGGUCGUGAGCAUGGCUGUGGCUAACUCGAAGCUCAAGGGAUCACUUGCUUCGGACAUCUCCACGCUCACAGCCCUCACUUACCUCAACCUGCAGGGCAAUCUCCUCAGCUACCGCCUCGACUCCUUCACCACCAACCUCCGAGCCUUGCCAGUGCUGGCCGACAUCGGUGCGGUCUACAACUACUUCACCGGUACCGUGCCAGCGCUCGCCUCUGGGCUGCUCACUCUGGACGUGCGCGGCAACUUCCUCACAGACGUGCCCACAGCCAGCUACACGUGGUGCGGGGGCGCGGGCAACUGCCUGCUGACGCCCUCCAAGUGCACCAGCGGAGGCUCCGCCCAGCGGCCUGCAGCGGAUUGUGCCUUCUGCGGCACCACCAACGGCGUGGGGCCGUUCUGCUGGGCGGGGGCAGGGGGAGUGUGCGCGGUGGACGCGGCUGCACCCAUCGCUGCCGGCACUGUUAACUCGCCGACGCAGCCCGUGCGGCCGAUGGCGUGUGCGGGCGGCUCGGUGGUGGUCAUCAAAGAAAGCACAGCAGUUUGUCAUCUCUCCCUGCACCCGUGCACCAAGGCUCCUGUAUUGUACAGCCUCCACCCCAAUCGCCACCCUUUCUCUGCUCCUUACCUGUUAUUGGCCAAUCCGCCUCUCUUGUCUGUUCCCCCCCGCCUUGCUGUUUGCGCCCCUCGUCUUGCUGUGUGCGCCCCUCGCCUUGCUGUGUGCGCCUGUCGCCUUGUGUCUCACCCUCGCCUUGCUGUCUGUCUCACCCUCGCCUUACUGCAUCUCACGAAGCAGCUCUUCCAGGCGCCGCUGGCUGGUUUCACCGCCAACCUCCCUCCACUCACCGCUACCCUCAAGGAGCUCUUCCUGCAGUACAACUGGUUCUAUGGCUCCAUGCCCGCCGCACUCCUCAACAUGCAAUCGCUCAGUGUGCUUGGAGUGGGCUACAACUACCUCACUGGAAGCUUCCCAGCUUCGCCCACUCUGAAAACCCUGGACGUGCGCGGAAACUUCUUCUACACCAUGGGAAGCAUGACUCUCAGCUGGUGCGACGGCCACACCAACUGCUUCACCACUCCCUCUGUCUGCGGCAUGGGAGGCACCACACAGCGCCCCGCAGCAGACUCUACGGUGCUGCUGGCGCUCAAGUCGUCGCUGGGCGUGACGCUGAGCAACUGGAAUGCGGCAGCGCUGUGCACGCUGGAGGGGCAGACGCUCCUGCCCGCGCAGUGGGGCGGCGUGCGCUGCACCGCUGCCGGCAAAUGUGGUGGUGAUGCCUUUGUUCCCACUCCUUUGCCUCUCUCAUUCCUCCCCUGCCUCUCAUCCUUGGCUCCUCCCCCUCGUUGCCAUGCACCCACCGCACUCACGUGCCAUCUGCGCACAUCAGAAGAGGAUAGUGACAGGGCGACUGGGAGGUGUUUUGAGUCGGCUCAAAACACGUCCCAUCUGCGCACGUCAGAAGAGGAUAUUGACAUGGCGAAUGGGAGUUGGGAUGCACUGUGCAUAGCAUGCCAGCUUUCCUUGUCAGUGGGUGCACUGUGCAUAGCAUGCCAGCUUUCCCUUGUCAGUUGUGACUUGGGCUACAACCUCUUCCAGGGCCGUCUCGACUUCUUUGCCGCACCGCUCAAGCCCCUCACGUCGCUCAAGGCGCUCUUCUUCCACUACAACUACUUCGCCGGCUCGAUUCCUUCUGCCAUCGCCACACUUCCUCAACUCACCUCACUAGCUACCCUCCACUCACAACAAUCUCCGUUCCUCAUGCCCCAUCCGCUGUUCAUCCACCAUUUCCUCAUCCACUCCCCCUCCCCUUCCCCUCACCACCUUCCCCCCAACUUUCUCCGCUCCCCCCCAUUCCCCCCCGGCAGCGGCCUUUUCUCCAACUACCUUACGGGCACCGUGCCCAUCCCUGCCAAGACCCUGCUGGCUCUGGACGUGGGCUUUAACUUCCUCUCGGGCACCUUCCCGAAGCUGCCACUCAUGUUCUGUGCGGGCGACAACAACUGCUUCCUCAACUCCACCGCCUGCCGCACCUACGGCAUCGUGCAGCGCCCUGCCGGCGCCUGCGCCAUCUGCGGCACCGCCGCCGGCCAGGGCGACCUCUGCUUCGGCGGCUCCUGCGCUCCUGACGCCGCUGCUGCCGUCACCGCCAGCACUGUCAACUCGCCCAAUCAGCCCAUCCUGCCCAUGGCAUGCACAGGUGGUGUGUUGCUGGCGUUUCUGCUGAUCGCACCUCUGCCCGUCCUCCCCACUGCUCUCCUGCCAUUCCUCACCCCCGCACACUCUCCCCCUCUCUGCCUCUUCUUCGCUCUCCUCUGUUACAGACAAUCCCGCAGCGCCAAUGGACACAGGUUCAG
Closterium sp. NIES-65 is the source of this 6428-nucleotide messenger RNA. Lineage: Eukaryota; Viridiplantae; Streptophyta; Zygnematophyceae; Desmidiales; Closteriaceae. The record is from the annotation of a GenBank genome assembly.